AUGGAUCCGUCACAUAUUCACACCUACAAGGAGCAAGAGGACGACUUCAACCUCUUGUUCACUGAUACUGCGCUGGGCGAAUAUGGGACUAAUGACGACUUUAUACAACCUGCACAGCCGUCCAGUAUACUUGUUCCACAGUCUCGCCACGUUCGAGGCGUUGCUUCGGACCAAGUGGGUAUAGAUAGGACACAAGCGCCAGCUUUGCGCAGUCCUUUACAAGAAGUCGUACCAUCGGAAGCAAGACAAUAUGAAGAAGAUAUACAGUAUCGGCUUACGACUGCCGCGGCGAACACCUCGGUGAGCCCUACACUUUCAAAUGGGGACCUGAUCAAAAAUACGACUGGCACAGAUACAUCAAAUGCACAGACUGGUGAGGUGGACGAUGCGAUGCGACAACUCUUAGACAUGUACAAUGACCCUGAUCCAGAAUGGGACAGAUUGAUCCACGAUAUCGGUGAGUUGGGUCUCAGGAUCAGAACAGGUGCCGAUGAAGUGGAGCCAUGGCCAGGCUUUGCGCCAUGGGAGCAGACGGAUACAAGACCUCUGGAUGACUGGCCUCGACUAAGCCAGAUGGGAAUCUCAAUGGAAGAGGCCAGUCUGAUAAUGUCCAGUAUAGACGAUUGGUUUGAGAGUACUCAAGCGACAGUCCUGGCAGAUAUAAAAAAACGUUUGUCUGUGCAAGAUGUCAAGACGUUCGUCGAAAACGAGGUGAUGAUCCGCCUAGAUGGGUACGGUGAACCGGAUUCGAACACAGCGAUGUCAAGACUGGGAGUCAUGAGGGCUAUAGUGCGUUUGUUCAUCUAUCGGCAUCGUCGAAAGGUACAGGAGCUGAGAGACAGAGGGAAGCUUUCGGAGGAGCCUAUGUUCGGGCCUCUACGUCUGGUCGACGAGAUCAAUCAAGACGGACGUGUGGUCUGGUAUCAAGACUUGUUUGUUGAGCAGAAGACAUGCUACGAGCAAUUCUUGGACGAUUUGGCACGUCACUAUGCUCCAUAUCUUGAAGACGGUGUAUCCGGCGACCUUGAUCUUCGGAGAUUAGAGUUGAGGAAGAAGGGAUGGCGUACGGUAACUAAGAGCGAAGACGAUGGUUCCGAUUGGACGCAGAGGUCUGAUAAUGGACGAAGAGUGUUCUGUAUCUCUCCAGCAAGAGAUGCUGCUCGCUGGAUUCGUCUAGGAAAUCGUCAGUUUGAACAAAUCAGGGACGCAUAUAUUCAGAAGAAGGAGCAAGUUUGGAUAUUUGUAAUGCCUGAGGACAUGUAUCAGGAGGCCAAAGACGUUCCAGGCCGAAGCCAUCAAAAAGAGGAUAGGUUUGACUUCAUCCGCAGCAUGAGGUUGAACACAUCUCGAAGCCGUCAAGAGGCUGAGGCGCCCCCGUAUCCACCACUCGAGUUGUCGUUAGAACAACUCGCAAUGCUCCACGCAGACCGGAGCGAACCAUUACUCGAGACAUGGGAUCGUUUGGACGAGCAGUGGAAGAAAGAGGUGAUUUGGCAGAAAGAUGAGAUGGAGUGA
This is a messenger RNA of Pseudovirgaria hyperparasitica, 1515 nucleotides long. RefSeq lists its product as uncharacterized. The transcript is spliced from 2 exons. NCBI's taxonomy places the organism in Eukaryota, Fungi, Ascomycota, Dothideomycetes, Acrospermales, Acrospermaceae. The record is from RefSeq and is a predicted model, not a curated record. The coding region runs from base 1 to 1515 and encodes 504 amino acids.